CACGCAUGCGUACUCGGCGCAUGCUUGACGCGCACCAAGCUAGCCGAACAGCUAACCAUGGCUCAGCUCACAUACAGCAGACUGUCGCAUUUACUGAGAAUAUCCGUGAAUAAACCGUCAGCUUUACGAACGGGGACGGAGAUAAAACACGGGGCUGCGUGUUGUGUUCAGUCCAAACGCUGCCAGAGGUCGGUGGACAGCAAGGCGUUACAGGAGCGGCAGAAGCAGAUAAUGGCGAAAGGUCUUCCCAAGCAGAAGCCCAUCGCAGGGGUCAAACAGGUCAUCGUCGUGGCUUCGGGGAAAGGUGGCGUGGGAAAGUCCACCACCGCAGUGAAUUUGGCUCUCGGAUUAAUGGCCAACGAUUCGUCGAAGUCCGUCGGUCUGUUGGACGCUGACGUCUACGGUCCGUCUAUUCCCAAACUCAUGAACCUGAAGGGAAACCCGGAGCUCUCUGACAACAACCUGAUGGUCCCACUCACCAACUACGGGAUCCCUUGCAUGUCGAUGGGCUUCCUGGUGGAGGACGUCGCUCCCAUCGUCUGGAGGGGGCUGAUGGUGAUGUCAGCGAUAGAGAAACUGCUCAGACAGGUGGACUGGGGGUCGUUGGAUUAUCUGGUAGUCGAUAUGCCUCCUGGGACAGGAGACGUCCAACUGUCAAUUACCCAGAACAUCCCAAUUGCAGGCGCCGUCAUUGUAUCGACGCCGCAGGACAUCGCCCUGCUGGACGCUCGCAGAGGAGCCGAGAUGUUCAAGAAAGUCCACGUGCCGGUUCUCGGCCUGGUGCAGAACAUGAGCGUCUUCCAGUGUCCCAACUGUCGACACCAGACUCACAUCUUCGGCUCCGACGGCGCCCGACAGCUCGCAGACACUCUGGGAGUCCGGUUGUUGGGUGACGUUCCUCUUCAUCUGAACAUCAGAGAGACGUCAGACAGAGGACAGCCAGUGGUCGUCUCCUCUCCCGACAGCCCGGAGGCGGAGGCGUACAGGAAGGUGGCGUCUGCUGUGGUCCAGAGAUUACAGGAAGUCAACACCUGAUUGGCGGCUCCAACAGGAAGUAAACUGGGAACGAACAUAAACAAACAAACAUGUAAACAAACAGAAAUGCACAAACCUGCUGUCGUAACGCACAAUGAGUUCAACCCGAAGCACUACGAGCUACAGUAACUGAGUGAACUGUAUUAAUGCGACAGUGUUACUGAAUAAUGUGAUUAUAUUUAAUUAAACUGUGAUAAAGGCUGUUUAUGAUAUUCUGAAUAUUACAGUGUUUGAAUAUUUAAAAUAACUGCGUAUUAGUAACUGGUUAAUAUUCCAAUGCAGUAUAAAGAAAUGAAUUGCUCAGAUUGGAUCUGUAAUAAGAUUUCUGGACAGACGUUGGGAUUCAAGAAUAUCUCAAAAAUGAAUGUCGUCAACUUAAUAUCUAAUUCUCUGUGUAAUAAUAUAUAGAUGCCUUCACAUUUUUAGCUAUAAAAUGGUUAUUAAACUGAAGCUGAAACAGUCACAGCUCUAUAUAACUGUCACUGUAUCAUGUAUGUCUUUCAGAGGCUGCAGCGAGCUCCGUUUUACAGCUGCAGUGAACAUAAUGUUCUCAUGUGAAACUAACUAACCUAACCUAACGCAUCCAUCGGUACCAACCAUGUCAUGCCAGCAUGUUGGGUUGGCAAAGGACAAAGUUGACCUCUGACCUCAAGAUAUCUGAAUGAAAAUGGGUUCUGUGGGAACUCCCGAGUCUCCACUUUAUGCUACUAGAGUCCAUAAACACUCCACUCUGCUCAAAGGACGGACAGAUAAUAAAUGAAUGUCACCCAUUUGUUUGUGUUUAUGGAUCUGAAUUACUGAAAUUGAAAUGGAUUAAAAUGAUCAUUGAAUUGAUUUAUUCUGGAUGUUUAUUGGUUUAUCUUCAAAUAAACUUCAGUUGCUGUUUUAUUGAAAACGAAAA
Molecule: messenger RNA, 1936 nt
Organism: Dicentrarchus labrax (European seabass)
Lineage: Eukaryota; Metazoa; Chordata; Actinopteri; Moronidae
Gene: nubpl
Product: nucleotide binding protein-like
Exons: 11
Coding region: 58-1035 (325 amino acids)
Biological process (GO): iron-sulfur cluster assembly; mitochondrial respiratory chain complex I assembly
Cellular component (GO): mitochondrion
Molecular function (GO): ATP-dependent FeS chaperone activity; ATP binding; 4 iron, 4 sulfur cluster binding
Source: RefSeq, a predicted model, not a curated record